CCUAAGUACACGCGGCGCACGAGAGCGGUAGCCACAAGAAUCCCACAGCUUCCACAACCAUGGCUUCCUCACAGUUUUUCCUCUGCCUCGACGUCGUUCUUGGCGGGACGGCGGCGAUCGCUCAGGGUGAGCACUCGCAGUGCCAGGACAACCCACCGGACAUGUCUCUGCGUGGCGGCGAGGCCGGUGGGGUCGUCGACGACCUCCCGGGAGGCUUCAGGGCUUACGUCACCGGCGCAAGCUCAAGCCGCGCCAUCGUCCUCGCCUCCGAUGUAUUUGGGUUUGAAGCACCUUUACUCAGGAAGAUAGCCGAUAAAGCUGGUGAGGCCGGAUACUUCGUUGUGGUGCCUGAUUUCUUCAAUGGUGACUAUUUAAACUCAAGUGAACACCUUACAGAAUGGCUCAAGAUUCACUCCCCGGUUAAAGCUGCAAAAGAUGCCAAGCCACUGUUUGUUGCUUUAAAAAAGGAAGGAAAGUCCAUUGGGGUUGGAGGGUACUGCUGGGGAGGAAAGUUCUGUGUGGAGAUGGCGAAAACCAAUGACGUCAAAGUAGUUUCCAUGUCUCAUCCUUAUAGUGUGGUUGCUGAUGAUAUGAAAGAGGUCAAACGCCCAGUUGAGAUCCUUGGAGCCCAAAAUGACUCAAACACACCGCCCAAAUUAGUAUACCAGUUUGUCAAUGUAUUGCGUAAAAGAGCAGAGAUUCCCUACUACGCCAAGGUCUUCCCAGGAGUUUCACAUGGAUUUGCUUGCAGAUAUAAUAUCACCGACCCUUUUGCUGUUAAAACUGCUCAGCAAGCCCUUGCUUUAAUGAUAGACUGGUUCGACAAGUACCUGAAGUGAAGAUGAUAAGACUUGCCUGGCCAUGGUGGUUCUAAUUGUAAAGAAGAAAUUAAUAAGCAAUUUCAAACGUCUAACGUAAACCUGGCUCACUAAAUCAGUGUGCUCUGAACUUCCUGGAUGAAAUACAUAAAACGUACAUUACAUUCAUCUCUC
This is a messenger RNA of Panicum virgatum (switchgrass), 992 nucleotides long. RefSeq names its product endo-1,3;1,4-beta-D-glucanase-like. NCBI's taxonomy places the organism in Eukaryota, Viridiplantae, Streptophyta, Magnoliopsida, Poales, Poaceae. The coding region runs from base 60 to 839 and encodes 259 amino acids. The record is from RefSeq and is a predicted model, not a curated record. Gene Ontology annotation, molecular function: hydrolase activity. The transcript has 7 exons.